Molecule: messenger RNA, 372 nt
Organism: Ilex paraguariensis (yerba mate)
Lineage: Eukaryota; Viridiplantae; Streptophyta; Magnoliopsida; Aquifoliales; Aquifoliaceae
Source: the annotation of a GenBank genome assembly
AUGGGCAAGAGUAAUAAGAGUGUAAGAUUUAGCAAGAGUGACAAGAGUGUAAAAAUUGGCCAGAGUAAUAAGAGUGUAAAAAUUGGCAAGAGUGACAAGAAUAUAAAAAUUGGCAAGAGUAAUAAGAGUGUAAGAAUUAGUAGAAGUCGCAGAAGUGUAAUAUUUAGUGAGAGUGACAAGAGUGUAAAAAUUGGCAAGAGUAAUAAGAGUGUCAUAUUUAGCAAGAGUGACAAGAGUGUAAAAAUUGGCGAGAGUGAUAAGAGUGUAAGAUUUAGUGAGAGUGACAAGAGUGUAAAAAUUUGCAAGAGUGAUAAGAGUGUAAGAUUUAGUGAGAGUGACAAGAGUUUAAAAAUUUGCAAGAGUGAUAAGAGU